AUGGCGGCGGCCAUGGAUCUACUGAUCCUGUUGUGCCCACUUCUUCUUCUCUCUUUCCACUUUGAAAUCGCACAAUCCUCCGUCCACAUCUACCCCUCCCAGCCCUUCCACGAUGUCGGUAAUUCUCUCCUCCUCUACGGUGGCAGCGAGGGCAUCUUCGCCUCUUCCCGAUCUUUCAUCAGGUUUGAGAACAUCACUCUCUGGAGGACAAUUCCUAACCGGAGCCACAAUAACGGGUUAGUCCAGGCAGUGAUCUUUGAGGCCUCCGAUCGUAACAAUAUCGGUGGCUCAGCUUACGGGGGCCAGAGAUCUAUUUGCUGCUCUCCAGAUCUGGCCAAUCUUCAAGGUUGUAAGCAAGGGGAGAUCAUUAGGAUUCCUUCUGCACAUGACCCUAGAUGGCCUAUCCUCCUCCGUCUCCGCUUCAAAGGGAAACAUUUGUCCGCUAAGUUGGAAGACACUGAAAUUCUCAUCAGGAAGACUGGAAUCUAUAAUCUCUUGUUCAUUUCUUGUGAUCCCAAACUCAAGGGCCUCAAAAUGACCGGAAAGACCAUUUGGAAAAAUCCCGAUGGCUAUCUUCCUGGUAGGAUGGCUCCACUCAUGAAGUUUUAUGUCUACAUGUCAUUCGCAUAUCUGCUGCUCACUGCCGUCUGGUUCUUCCAGUACGUGAGGUUCCGGAUGGAUAUAUUGCCACUUCAACACUGCAUAACAGUGGUGAUUGUUCUAGGAUUGCUUGAGAUGCUCUUUUGGUACUUGGACUAUGCUAAUUUUAACAACACGGGGACGAGGCCUUUAGCCCUUACUACAUGGGUUGUUACAAUUGGUGCUUUCAGGAAAACUGUUUCCCGCAUUCUCAUUCUCUGUGUUUCCAUGGGAUUUGGGGUUGUCAAGUCCACUCUUGGUGGUCUCACUUCUAAAGUCAUUCUCGUUGGAGUUACUUACUUCAUAGCUUCUGAGAUGCUUGAUAUAGCUGAGCAUGUUGGCAUUAUUGACGACGUAUCUGGAAGAGCAAAACUCUUUCUUGUCCUGCCGGACGCUUUCCUGGAUGCAUUUCUCAUUUUGUGGAUAUUCACCUCUCUUUCGAAAACACUGGAACAAUUACAGAUGAAGAGGACCUCUGUGAAGUUGGACAUCUACCGCAAGUUCUCAAAUGCUCUUGCUGUUAUGGUUGUUGCCUCUGUUGCUUGGAUAGUGUAUGAGGUGUAUUUCAAAGCAACAGAUUCAUUCAAUGAACGAUGGCAGACUGCGUGGACUAUAACCGCCUUUUGGGAUGUUAUUGCAUUUGUGUUGCUAUGUAUUAUUUGCUAUCUUUGGACCCCGUCUCAGAACUCUCAAAGAUAUGCGUAUUCUGGAGAAGUGGAUGAAGAAAACGAGGAAGACCGAUCACUGACAGGGGGAAAGGCAGAUGGUGAUAUUAGCCUUGUAAAGCAAGAGAAGAAUGACGGCUCGGAGAGUGAAGGCGAUGUUGAAGAAGAUAAGAGGGAGUGA
Messenger RNA from Arabis nemorensis, 1485 nucleotides. NCBI's taxonomy places the organism in Eukaryota, Viridiplantae, Streptophyta, Magnoliopsida, Brassicales, Brassicaceae. The record is from the annotation of a GenBank genome assembly.